CAGAAAAACACAAUAAUUCCUUCGACCAUCACAAGCAAAGAAUAAUGAUUCUCAUCACCUCCUCUACCCAGUCUUCACUCUUCACCAUUUGACCGUCUAUCCAGCCCAGACAUCAGACAUCCUCACAGACAUGGCCGCACAUUUCCCAAGUCUGAUUCUCCUCUUCUUCUUCUUGAUCUCACGGGUUUCAGGUGAUGGGCAUCUGGGCAAAUGCCGAACCUAUUGUGGGAACCUAACAGUAGAGUACCCAUUUGCAGUCGAGCCCGGUUGUGGCCACCCAGGCUUCAGAGAUCUCCUCUUCUGCGUCAACGACGUUCUCAUGUUCCACAUUAGUUCUGGCUCCUACAGAGUUCUCCAAAUCGACUAUGCUUACCACUCACUUACACUCGACGAUCCAAGGCUUUCCACUUGCCACUCGAUUGUCCGAGGAGGGCAAGCGAACGGCUUCGUACUAGAAUCGUGGCGAGCUCCAUACCUAAACCCAGCAGCCGACAACGCUUUCAUGCUCAUAGGGUGUUCGCCACAAUCCCCUCUGUUUCAAGGCUUCCCUGGGAAGCACUUGCCAUGUCGUAACGUGUCAGGUAUGGGGUGUGAGGAGUACUACGAUUGCCCUGCGUGGGAAAGGAGUGCUGUGCUGCGAAGAACGAGUCCACCUCAGUGUUGUGCCGUGUCGUUCGAGGCCAUCCGUGCUAUAAACCUUACUAAGCUUCAGUGUGAAGGGUAUAGUAGCGCCUACAAUUUGGCUCCCUUGCGGUUGUCGGGGCCUAGUGGUUGGUCCUAUGGGAUACGCGUGAUGUAUUCGGUGCCUGGCGGGGACAGCUUCUGUAGGGCGUGUGAGGCCACGGGCGGGGUGUGUGGCUACCAUGAGGUUUCACUUGCGGAGCUUUGCAUUUGUGGUGUAAGGAAUUCUACCUCAAACUGUGAUUCAGUGAGCUCAGCCGCGGCUGGAGUACCAUUGUUGUCAUUGAUCAACACAGUAUCAGGAUUUUUGACUUCUAUGACAAUAUGGAUGGCUACCAUCAAUAUGAAUUUAAUAAUGUGAUCAAGUGUUACUUCAAAAUCAGAAUUUGAGAUAUUUUAUUAUUUAAUAUAAUAUAUCAAUGGAUGAUCCUUGAAACUUACAUGUAAAUGCUUGCAUAAUAAAUUUUUGCAAUAUAGUCAUGUAGAUUUUUGUUUGGUCUUGAGGUUUGUACCACUAAUACUAAGCCAUUUAAUUUUGAAUUGCCAUAGCUUUUUUUUUUUU
Messenger RNA from Macadamia integrifolia, 1243 nucleotides. RefSeq lists its product as uncharacterized. The record is from RefSeq and is a predicted model, not a curated record. The coding region runs from base 131 to 1042 and encodes 303 amino acids. Gene Ontology annotation, molecular function: polysaccharide binding. NCBI's taxonomy places the organism in Eukaryota, Viridiplantae, Streptophyta, Magnoliopsida, Proteales, Proteaceae. The transcript is spliced from 3 exons.